Molecule: messenger RNA, 1151 nt
Organism: Carassius auratus (goldfish)
Lineage: Eukaryota; Metazoa; Chordata; Actinopteri; Cypriniformes; Cyprinidae
Product: thyroid transcription factor 1-associated protein 26 homolog
Source: RefSeq, a predicted model, not a curated record
UGUCCACAAAUUAGAAUAUUUUAACGUUAAACAUGGCACCUUUAAAACAAGACGCAAAAACUAAAGGUCCGAUUAAAGGAAAAUACUUAAAUAACAUGUGUCCACAUGGUGGUUUAACACACAACGGCAAAAAGAAAAUAAAAUGGGUUCCAGAGAGCAAAGUUUUUGAUGGUAGUGUAAAAGAAGGUCAGGGAUUUGCCUUCAAAAGGAAGGAGAAGAUGAAGCAUGAAUAUAACAAACUUCUCAGAAAAUAGAGGAAGAUGCAAGCAUCACCAAUCCAGUCAGAAGAGGAAUAUCCUGAGUAUCUGAGACAUCUGUACCUGGCUGAAAAAGAACGACUAGAUGAAGCAGAACAAGAAAAAUAUGUCCCUAAUGAGUGGGACGCUCUACACUCACGAGUGCUAAACAGACUUACAGAGACGCAAGCAUCAUCAAACAUUCGCUGCUACGCGCAGAAUUGGGUUGUUUUCACAAAAUGGUGCAAGAACAUUUAUAUUGACCCGGGGACCUGUUCCGUGUCGGAUGUUUUGCGCUUUCUACAGCACAGUUGGAUAGCGGGAGUUUGAAACCAUCCACUGUGAAGGUGUUUGUGACCGCUAUUGCUGCUUUCGUUCCCCGGUUGACGGGCAAACGAUCGGUAAGCACGCUCUGGUAAUCAGUUUUCUCAGGGGAGCAAGGAGAUUGUGUACUUCAUGGCCGCCCUCCCCAAUACGUGCCGCCGUGGGAUUUCGCUCUAGUUUUGAGGGCUCUAUCUCUUACUACCGUUCGAGCCAUUAGCUUCGAUUGUGGUUAAGGAGCUUCCCUGAAGACUGCCUUGCUUCUUGCUCUCGCCUCGGCGAAGUGCCUUGGAUAAUUUCAUGAGUUUUGGGUGAACGAUAUUGCAUUGGCUUCGGCCCUGGCGACUGUAAUGUCACUCUCCGGCCGAGACCGGGUUUCGUUCCGAAGUCACUCAAUACACCGUUAUAUACUGCCUUAUCUGUUGAGCCGUCAGCCUCGCGUGACGCUGAUACUCAGAGCGCCGGGAACCUCUUAGGGUUUUACGGAUGUAUAUGAAUCGAUUGGCCGCCUUUCGUCAGUCGGACCAGCUGUUCGUGUGCUUGGUGGAUGUAAUAAGGGACGUGCUGUUUCUCAACAGAGACUUUCUCACUGGA